This is a messenger RNA of Gavialis gangeticus (Gharial), 3857 nucleotides long. It is a transcript of the gene NRK, whose product is annotated as Nik related kinase. Gene Ontology annotation, biological process: protein phosphorylation. NCBI's taxonomy places the organism in Eukaryota, Metazoa, Chordata, Crocodylia, Gavialidae. The transcript has 31 exons. Gene Ontology annotation, molecular function: protein kinase activity; ATP binding. The record is from RefSeq and is a predicted model, not a curated record. Bases 160 to 3705 code for a protein of 1181 amino acids.
CGCGACUGCGCCGCCCGCAGCCUGGACAGCAUCGACCUGGCGGCCCUGAGGGAUCCGGCAGGGAUAUUUGAACUGGUGCAAGUUGUUGGAAACGGGACGUAUGGACAAGUCUAUAAGGGCCGCCAUGUUAAGACUGGACAACUUGCAGCAAUCAAGGUGAUGAACGUUACGGAGAAUGAGGAGGAAGAAAUCAAGCUGGAAAUAAACAUGUUAAAAAAAUAUUCUCAUCACCGCAAUAUUGCCACAUAUUAUGGAGCAUUUGUCAAGAAGAGUCCUGCAGGCCAGGAUGAUCAGCUCUGGCUGGUAAUGGAGUAUUGUGGAGCUGGGUCUGUGACAGAUUUGGUAAAGAAGACCAAAGGAAACUGUUUCAAGGAAGACUGGAUUGCCUACAUCUGCAGAGAAGUUCUUAGGGGCUUGGCGCACCUUCAUGCCCACCACGUUAUCCACCGAGACAUUAAAGGGCAGAACGUUCUCCUCACGGAAAAUGCAGAAGUAAAGCUCGUGGAUUUUGGGGUAAGUGCUCAGCUGGACAGGACGAUUGGAAGACGAAAUACCUUCAUUGGGACACCCUAUUGGAUGGCUCCUGAGGUCAUAGCUUGUGAGGAGAACCCAGACUCCACUUAUGAUUACAGGAGCGACCUUUGGUCUCUGGGAAUCACGGCUAUAGAAAUGGCUGAAGGAGCUCCCCCUUUGUGUGACAUGCAUCCCAUGAGAGCCCUCUUUCUCAUCCCACGCAACCCACCCCCAAAACUGAAAUCCAGGAAAUGGUCAAAAAAGUUUCUUAAUUUUGUUGAAAGCUGCCUCGUUAAAAAUUAUGUGCAUCGUCCCUCCACUGAAACCUUGCUCAAACAUUCAUUUAUUCGAGAUAUGCAAAAUGAGCGGCAAGUGCGCAUCAUGCUGAAAGACCACCUGGACAGGACCAGGAAAAAGAAAGGGGACAAGGAAGAAACAGACUAUGAUUACAGUGGGAGUGAAGAAGAGGAUGAUGAGCUGAAUGAAGAUGAAGGAGAACCAAGCUCCAUAGUUAAUCUCCCUGGUGAGUCCACCCUCCGUCGAGAAUUUCUGAGGCUGCAGCAGGAGAACAAGAGCCGUUCUGACCCUCACCACCAGCCACAGCUCCAGCAGCAGCAGCUGAAGGACCAGGAGAAAUAUAAAAAGCAGCUGCUGACAGAGCGACAGAAGAGGAUUGAACAACAAAAAGAACAGAGGAAGAGACUGGAGGAUCAUCAGAGAGAACAAGAACUCCGAAGGCAGCAGGAGUGUGAGCAGAGAUGGCCAGAGAUUAAGGUAGUUCAGAGGAGAGAUGAGACAUGUAAAGAGGAGAACAAACUUGUGGAAGACGAGCGGUGCAUGGUAGAUGGGCAGAGGAGACCAGAAAGGAAGCAGAAAAAGGUGGAAGAAGCACAGCACAAUAAGAAGAUUCAGCGGACACUGCCAAAAGACCAGACACAGCUGCUGUCUCUCCAACAUGACCACAAGCAAAAGAACAAAGCACCUCCAAAGGGUUCAAGUGCAGCAGCACACCCUUCUCCAAGCAGCACCAGCAAAGAGGCUGAGGACAGAAAGAAGAAGAGCGAUGGCAUCCAGACUCCCCUCAACUGGGCUGCUGUCCUUGGGCACGAAGUCAUCCCAUAUGUUCGAAUGGGUUCUGGCAGUAGUUCCAGCCCUUGCACUCCAGCUUUGCAAAGAGCAAUACUCACGCAGGGUGAAAACCUCCGGAGCAGUAAAGAAACGUACCACAGCAGUUCUCUGUCAGACAUGAUGGUAACGCCAGUAAGCCCUGGGCAGGACGACGUAUUCUGGAGUGCAGGCCAAAAUGAAGAGCAGCCCCCAAAGGUUCCAGAAAGAACAACCUCUAAAUGUUACCGGGAUCACCUGGGCCAUCAAAGAUGUCCUUCAAGCAGUGCCCACCAGCCGUCCCUGGGGGGACAUGCUCUGAAACUAAACAGCAGCAGUAGCAGCUCUCCGACCAGCAAGCAAUGGGAGGUGGGAUCUCAUCAGAGCAACAGAUCAGCCUCAGGGAAUCAAGGACUGUCUAAGGCAGAGAACCCCCUGUCCCCCAACCACGUGCAGCGGUGCAAGAAGUCUGAAAACACCCCUCGUCUUACCCAGAGUCCAGGCUUCUUUGCCAAGGGAAAGGACGGUGCCAACUCAUUCUGGAAAGCAGCAGAAUAUUCAUCAUCCAGUGAUGAAGUAGGCAGCAGUGAUGAUGAUGAUGUAAAUCACACAAGGCAACCGCUAAGUAAUAGAGUGGCAGAUUUUUCAAGGACAAGAGCUCCGGAUGGAAUUGAACUGAAACCUCAAAGCAUCGUCAUGGAGCAGAAGGAUAAAUUUGGAGGGAAACAAAGUUCCAGCACCCACGAAGGGCUUUGGAGCAUAAACAACCAGAACUAUCUCCUGCCAGAUCUUCUGCAGCAAAGCCAGAUUUCUGACUCCUCAGCAAACCAGCAAAAGGUUACACAGAAUAGUCAGGGAGCCCAGAACAAAUCUGUGAAUAAUAAGGCACCGAGCACUGAAAGCACCCCCUCAAAAAGCAGUACAUCAUCUACGGCAUCAUUUACUUCAUUCAUAGACCCUCGUCUUCUACAAAUCUCCCCUCCCACCAGUCCUGUGGGAUCAAUGUGUAGUUCUCCAUCUAGUGCAAAACCAGAACCUGUUAGGAGAGAAAAUGCAAGGAAAGGUUCUGUUGUCAACGUCAACCCAACCAAUAUCCGUCCACAGAGUGACAGUCCAGAAAUUCGCAAAUACAAGAAGAAAUUUAACUCGGAGAUUCUUUGUGCUGCUUUGUGGGGAGUAAACUUACUAGUGGGCACGGAGAAUGGGUUGUGGCUGCUGGACAGAAGUGGUCAGGGACGAGUUUACUCACUGAUUUCAAGGAGACGAUUCCAGCAAAUGGAUGUUCUGGAAGGACUCAAUGUGCUAAUUACCAUCUCAGGUAAAAAGAAUAAGUUGCGGGUUUAUUACUUAUCAUGGUUAAGAAACAAGAUUUUGCACAAUGAUCCAGAAGUGGAGAAGCGACAAGGCUGGGUGUCCGUGGGAGACUUGGAAGGCUGCGUACACUACAAAGUCGUGAAAUAUGAGAGAAUCAAAUUUCUUGUUGUUGCUUUGAAAAACUCCGUCGAAGUCUAUGCUUGGGCUCCAAAGCCGUAUCACAAAUUUAUGGCUUUCAAGUCCUUCACUUCACUUCAUUACAAACCACUGUCAGUUGACCUGACAGUUGAAAAUGGACAAAGGUUAAAAGUGAUCUAUGGCUCAUUAGUUGGAUUUCACGCCAUUGAUGUGGACUCAGGAUUUGUGUACGACCUGUACUUGCCGACACACAUCCAGGGAAUUAUUCGCCCACAUGCCAUUAUCAUCCUCCCCAAUACUAACGGAACAGAACUUUUACUCACCUAUGAAGAUGAAGGAGUCUACAUUGAUAUAUAUGGGCACUUCACAAAAGAAACUGUUUUACAGUGGGGGGAGAUGCCAGCAUCUGUAGCUUAUCUUCAGUCUAACCAGGCCAUGGGCUGGGGAGAGAAAGCUAUUGAACUGCGCUCUGUGGAAACAGGAAAUCUGGAAGGCGUAUUUAUGCACAAGAAAGCACAGAAGCUAAAAUUUCUGUGUGAAAGAAAUGACAAGGUGUUCUUUGCGUCUGUACAAUCAGGAGGCUGCAGUCAAAUUUACUUUAUGACACUUGGUCAAAACAUACUAUUCAACUGGUGAAUCAUCUCAGAAUGAAGGAUGCUUUGAAGUUCCCAGCAGAUAGAAGCAGCGUCAAAAGUUUGGAAGUUAUGCACACACAUUUGCACUUUUUACUUACAAGAAUCUUGUUAUUAUUAACUUUCAAAAUUCAUAUUCCUUCAGUCAGGAAGAAA